This is a messenger RNA of Olea europaea var. sylvestris, 2273 nucleotides long. Its product is annotated as IQ domain-containing protein IQM1-like. The coding region runs from base 437 to 1906 and encodes 489 amino acids. The transcript is spliced from 8 exons. Lineage: Eukaryota; Viridiplantae; Streptophyta; Magnoliopsida; Lamiales; Oleaceae. The record is from RefSeq and is a predicted model, not a curated record.
AAUUCUUCUGUAUUUUUUCCCGGAAUCCGCGUUUGAAGGGCUUACUUUCUUUGACCAUCCUCCUCACUCCUCUCUCUAUAUUUGUGUAUAUUUUAUGAAUAGGAUGGUGUGUAUAUAUUUCUUGUUCCACAAAAAGUGAUUCAAAUAUCGAAGCUUUGAAUUGGUACAAAUUUGAACCAGACCCAUCAUUUUCUCCAUUCUUUCAAGAAAAUAUAUAGAAAUUUCUUUGUUAAACUGAUACUAGAAAGAAUUCAUACCCGUGUUUAAAGGUCCAGUUGACUCUACUUUUGAAUUUAUUUUCCAGCAUUUCACACAUUGGAGCAGCCGAGCAGGGUAUAUAAACGGGGAUAUAUUCAUUCAGAAUCAUAUUACAAUAAAAUCUUUUCCAGAGUGCAAGAGGGUUUACAUUUCUGUUUAUCUUCAGGAAACUCCGGGGAUGACUUUAAGAACGAACAGCUUUGAUAAAGCGGAUUCAAUUGCCAUCACAACGGCAAAAAGAUGCAAAAAGAUGGUUAGAGAGAAUUCGAUAAACUUGGGGAACUUCGAGCCUGCAAAAUUAGUCCUUGAAACGACUCUUUCAUUCAAAAAUUUAGUUCAAGAAAUAAGAAAACCAGAAUCUGAUAAUGAGAAAGUUGAUACUAGCGAACUCCCGGAACCAGCCAUAAUGUUUUCUCCAAGACCUGUUAGUGAGCUUGAUGCAGCAGCAGUCAAGCUUCAAAAAGUCUACAAGAGUUAUCGGACUCGAAGAAACCUUGCAGAUUGUGCAGUUGUGGUCGAGGAGCUAUGGUGGAAGGCUUUAGACUUUGCGGCUCUCAAGCGGAGCUCUGUUUCAUUCUUCAACGAUGAGAAGCCUGAAACUGCAGUUUCUCGGUGGGCUAGAGCCCGGACGAGAGCGGCCAAGGUUGGAAAAGGAUUGUCAAAGGAUGAGAAGGCUCAACAACUGGCCCUACAGCACUGGCUUGAAGCUAUUGAUCCACGUCAUCGGUAUGGACACAAUUUGCAUCUCUAUUACGACGUUUGGUUCAAAAGUGAAAGUGCGCAACCUUUCUUCUAUUGGCUCGAUGUUGGAGACGGAAAAGAAGUGAAUCUUGAGAAGUGUCCAAGGGCCAUAUUGCAUCGCCAAUGCAUCAAAUAUCUAGCACCUAACGAGAGAGAACCAUAUGAAGUCAUCAUAGAAGAUGGGAAGCUUGUGUACAAAGCAAGUGGUGCCUUUGUGGAGACCGCUGAGGGUUCAAAAUGGAUAUUUGUUCUUAGCACGACAAGAAUUUUGUACGUUGGGCAGAAGAAGAAAGGUCUCUUUCAGCAUUCAAGUUUUCUAGCUGGUGGGGCCAUCACAGCCGCUGGAAGAUUAAUCGUUCAUGACGGAGUUCUUGAGGCGAUUUGGCCAUACAGUGGACACUACCACCCGACCGAAGAGAACUUCAGGGAAUUCAUAAGCUUCUUGGAAGAGCACCGGGUAGAUCUUGUUAAUGUAAAGAGAUGUGCAGCUGACGAUGAUUACCUUCCUUCUGAUAAGGAUCCUAAUGAGGAAUCGCUUCGGAGAUCAACUUCUGAAGCCAAACUAUCGGAAAAUACUAACGCAUCUGAGUUCAAUGGUUUGACCACGGAACGAGAAAUUUCAUCUUGUGAUCAAAAGGAUAAGCCGGUGUUUAACUUGUCUAAGCGCAUGUCCCGCAAAUGGACUACUGGUGCUGGACCGCGCAUUGGAUGUGUUCGGGAAUACCCUGCUGAGUUACAAUUCCGAGCACUUGAACAAGUUAACCUUUCACCUCGGGUGGCUAAUGGACCACUUACCUACCAUGGUCCAAUCCCGUCUCCUCGACCAAGUCCGAAGAUUCGACUUUCUCCACGAUUGUCAUACAUGGGAUUGCCUAGUCCGAGGACACCUGUUCCUGUAGGUAACUAAGCUUUUAUAGGACAUGGGGGCUGCCCUUCCUGAUAUAAUCUGACUGUCGAAUGAGGAAACUAACUCAAUUCUUCAUUAUUUUAUUCACUUAUUCAGUUUGUUAAUGGCUCAAUUAAGUGCCAAAUCAUUUUUUUACUCAUUUUAGCUAGUUGGAGGUCAGGUUUGAUUGUUUUUUUCAUUUCUUUUGUAAACAAAGUAGUCAAGAAUUAAUAAGUUGAAAUUUUGAUUUUAUUUUUGUAUUGUGAAAUAAAUAGCGAGGCUAGGAUUUUGGGUUUGGAUAACGAGGAGGGUCAUUGGAUGACAAGACAGUUGAACCAAUCAGUCAAUUUCACUUUCAUAAUUUCCUACUUAUGGGAUGUUUGAUAGA